AGAGUCAUUUAACUGCUGACAGUAACUUCAUCACCAUCACAAAGGUUGCUAUUUGUAUUAAUCUUGGAUUGUAUAUUUUUUCUGAAGAGAUCAAGAAGGAUAUUGCCAAAAGAACAGCAAUGGAGUGGAGACUUUUAUUAGGUGUUCUGUGUCUAAUCGGAAUCCUACAUGUGCCUGGAAAUUCAGCAACUGAGACAACUUCAACUGCAACAUCAGCCAACAUCACAGAGUUUAUUUUAAAUUUCUCCAUUAACGGCACUUUCAAGAGUUCCUACUCCAACAUGAGUGAUCCUGACACCAUUCUGCUGAAAGACAUCAUCACCUCUUAUAUUGGGACAAUCUACAAGACACGUUUCACAAACUUUAUACAAAUACUUAUUCAGCAAUUCAGGAAUGGCUCCAUUGUUACAGAUAGCAUUCUUCAAUUUAACAACAAUGGCACUCAUCCUAAUAUCACACAACUGAAACAAGCCCUUGUUGAUGAAGUUGCAAAUGAAACUUUUAACACCACUAUCAUUAAGGAUUCCAUCAAUGUUAUUGAAAUUGUGACAAACGCAACUGGCAACGGCACGACAACUGCAUCUGUUAAAGAGUUUACUAUAAAUUUUAAAAUUCUUCAAACAUUCAAGGAAGUCUACUCCAAUUUGAGUGCUCCUGAAACCAUAGACUUGAUAACCAACAUCACCUCUCAGGUUUCUGUAGUUUACAAGAAACAUUUUGUGAACUUCAUUCGUAUGGUUAUUCGUCAAUUCAGGAGUGGCUCCAUUGUGGUAGAUGGAACGUUUGAAUUUGACAAAACUGGCACUAUCCCAAGUGUGACAGAUGUGACAACAACCCUUCGUGAUGCAGUUGCAAAUGGAACUAUAAGCUUGCAAAUUGAUUCAAAUUCCAUCAGUGUUACAGACCCCGCAGCUUCGGGGUCUCCAGUCUUGGCUGGUAUGCUGACAGCAUUGUGGAUGACCCUUGCAUCACUUAUGUUGUCAGCUGUGAUGCACCUCUAAGCAUCACACUUGCAUGAGCAAACAAAUAAAAAUCAUACUACUACAUCUAUCCAUCAAAACAAGCCAUCUCAUGUCAAGUUAUCGAGCUGUAAUAUUUAUUGUUCUUUCUUGCCACAUGCAAAGGCAGGUAUGAUACAGAUAUGUAUGGCAUGUCUGAUUUACUGUAUUCUGGGGUCUGUUUUAUAAAAAAGGACAUCCUGUAUGUACGUGUACACUGAGCUGGAGAAAUAAUGAGGAUGGGUUUAUACAAUUAAACCAAAUCUGAACACUCAUCCAUGCCAUAUGGUACAAAUAAAUAUUAUAUUCAAAAAUGUAUUAGGUUAAAAUUUAGAAGUGGAUUUGUUUUGCUCUUUUGACAAUGGACUGACAAAUAUAUCUUUACUAUCUAUACCCUACCUACAUUCUUAAUGCACAUUUCUGGUCUUAUUGUUAACCAUUCAUCCAUUCAAGCUAUUCAAAUUGAAGAAAAUGUUAGUGUUGAAAUUCUUCAAUCAGAAUGGAAUAACUUGCUCUGCCUCAAAACAUUCCUUUACUGCUGAAGUCAUAAUGACAGUGUGGGCGGGGAAAAUAGCCAAACUUGUUUUAACCACACCCCCCCAAACUACCUGUCUGCCACUUGCUGUGAACCCCACAUGAAACUAGCUUGGAAAACAUAGAGGCCAAACUAUGAAAUCGCAUAUUAACCUACGACUACUACUAUUUCUGCCAUAAUUGUAGUAUGGUAGUAAUAUACAUUUUCAAAUUUAGUCAGAGAUGGCGAGGAGGUGAAUUUUCGGCUGUUUCCCUACCAAAACCCUGUCACUGUUCCCAAAUUAAUCUGGUUGUGGGCCUGCUGGCAUAAUCUUUUGCACUUUAAAGGAGGAAUUUUGGUUGUGGAGGAAGGAGCAAUAAGGUCAUGUCUGUGUCAGAGGCAUUCCCCUCCGGAAUGCUUCCAAAUUUAAGACAGUUCCGGAGGGGUUUGCUGAAAUUUUCCAUGUAUUAAAACGAUUUAGUGAAAAAUAUGUUUAGGUAAAUAUUGCUGUGUAUUGUAUAGUUAGACAAACCAUGUACUGUUAUGUUCAUUUAUCUAAAUACAUUUGUUUACAAGUCAUGUUUCCUUGUGUUCAGUUAGUGAAAAAUCAGAGGAAACUUUUACAUUUUUGGAAACUGAAAAUAAAUAAAUAAAUAAAUACACCUUUUUCCUA
Myxocyprinus asiaticus (Chinese sucker) is the source of this 2185-nucleotide messenger RNA. RefSeq lists its product as uncharacterized. Lineage: Eukaryota; Metazoa; Chordata; Actinopteri; Cypriniformes; Catostomidae. The coding region runs from base 120 to 1001 and encodes 293 amino acids. The record is from RefSeq and is a predicted model, not a curated record. The transcript is spliced from 9 exons.